Myripristis murdjan (pinecone soldierfish) is the source of this 2318-nucleotide messenger RNA. RefSeq names its product NSFL1 (p97) cofactor (p47) (gene nsfl1c). Gene Ontology annotation, biological process: Golgi organization; autophagosome assembly; proteasome-mediated ubiquitin-dependent protein catabolic process. NCBI's taxonomy places the organism in Eukaryota, Metazoa, Chordata, Actinopteri, Holocentriformes, Holocentridae. The transcript is spliced from 9 exons. Gene Ontology annotation, cellular component: nucleus; cytosol. The coding region runs from base 53 to 1177 and encodes 374 amino acids. Gene Ontology annotation, molecular function: ubiquitin binding. The record is from RefSeq and is a predicted model, not a curated record.
UUGCGUGUUUCCUCAGGUGGAGGCGGACCUGCGCUUGAAGGAGCAAAUCAAAAUGGCGAACCAAGAGGAGUCUGUGAGGGAGUUCGUUGCUGUUACUGAUGUCGACGAGGAGAGGGCCCGCUUUUUCCUGGAGUCUGCCGGCUGGAAUCUGCAGCUUGCCCUGGCCAGUUUCUUUGAGGAUGGAGCUGAAGAUGACAUAGUGACGCUUCCUCAGCCUGAAGGCGGAUCCUCAGUGUCCCGGUCUGCAGGUCCAAGUUCUCAACACAGAGUGACCUCCUUCAGAGAUCUGAUGCAUGAGGCAGAGGAUGAGAGUGAUGAGGAAGAAGGCCAAAGGUUUUUCGCUGGGGGAUCGGAGCGCAGCGGGCAGCAGAUCGUUGGGCCUCCCAAGAAGAAGACCUCCAACGAGGUGGUGGAGGACCUGUUCAAGGGAGCCAAGGAACACGGGGCUGUGCCUCUGGACCGGAGCGGGAGGGGACCCGGGGAGCCCAGCAAAGCCAGGGCUUUUGUUGGAGGAGGCUACAGGCUGGGAGCGGCACCUGAGGAGGAGUCGACCUAUGUGGCUGGAGAGAGGCGAUCCUCCAGCGGCCAGCAAGAUGUGCAUGUGGUGCUGAAGCUUUGGAAGACAGGUUUUAGCCUGGAUGACGGUGACCUCAGAAAUUACAGUGACCCUGGAAAUGCCAUCUUCCUUGAGUCGAUCCGCAGGGGGGAGAUUCCUCUGGAGCUGAGGCAGCGUUCCCGAGGGGGCCAGGUGAACCUGGACAUGGAGGACCACCGGGACGAGGAGUUCAGCAAACCCAAGAUGGCCUUCAAAGCCUUUGGAGGCGAAGGACAAAAGCUAGGGAGUGCCACUCCAGAGCUGGUUUCGACUCCGGCUGGCUCCCAGCAAGAACAGGCUGCCAACGAGGCCCAGGCCAGUGCCUCCGUGACCCUCGACCCCUCCCAGCCCAUCACUAGUAUUCAGAUCCGACUGGCCGAUGGCGGCAGGCUGGUCCAGAAGUUCAACCACACCCACAGGGUGUCUGACGUGCGCCAGUUUGUGGUGGCAGCCCGGCCCGCCAUGGCUGCCCGAGAGUUCGCCCUCAUGACCACCUUCCCCAACAAGGAGCUGACGGACGAGAACCAGACGCUGCAGGAAGCCAACCUCCUCAACGCUGUCAUCGUCCAGCGGCUAAAGUGAGGGGAAAGUGAGAGCACCGGCCCCCUCCGCCCCCGCCCCCCCCGGUGGUGCGGCUGAGUAACUGCAGCCCUGUGAAACCCACCGCCCCUCCUGAGGGAGGAGAAACCAUAGACUUAUGUAUGGACUUCUAAUUUCUGAUUUUGUUUUUCUAAAGUGAAAAAUAGCAUUCUACCCGCCCUCAGCCUCCACCCUCACCCCCUGCUCUGCGGUCUGUGACGGGCGGUAACGGGGAGGGGGGGAGUUAUCUUGAAAAGGAACAAAGUUCACGGAAAAUGUGUUGGAAAGCCUGCAGAUGCUGUCUGGUGGUGGUUUUGAUUGGGAUGUGUUAACCUGUGACAGAAGUAGUCGGUUUAAUCCAAUAACGCAACAGUCCAGCUUUCCGAGGAUCAGUCCGGUUACUAAGCUUAUCCAGAGAUGUUCACUUAACCGCUUUUCGUUUCCCUGCGACGUGCCACCCGAUCUUCCUCUUCCAUUUGCCGUGAUUGGCCCCUUCAGCCAUUUUUCCUUUUCAGGCACUGAGGUCCCAGCACACCAGUUCAGUGGCAGAUUUCUCUUGUGGCUCUGUCUCGACAGCACAAACCAGAGCCAUGAAACAAGCAGAAGUCUUGUCAGGAUAUUAGUGGGUAUAUAAAUCUAAUCUUACCCCAGUUUUGUACUAGUUUUCAACUCUCUCCAACCCUCCAUCAUCCUUGGGAGAGACAUGUAAUUUACUUUAAAAAACAAAAACAAAAAAACAAACAAACAAACUGCUGCGUUGUUUCCUUUUUUUUCUUCUUUUUUUCUAAACUUAUACCGGUAGCCUUACGCUCCUUUAUUCACCUGCAGAAUCACAACUGUCCCUGUGUCCAAAUGAAGAUUUAAUUAUUUUUUUAAACUGACUUUUUUUUUUUCCUUUCUCUUUCUUUUACAGAACGAUAGGAUUGUCCCAUUAAGACAGUGGGGUUUUGAUAUUGUGUAACAUUAACAAUAGUUAGAAAUGGCUUUAUUAUCAAACAAAACAUGUGGAUUGUUAACACUGGGUUGUAGUUGUGGCAAGUAAAUUCCUAUGACACACUGACAUCUUCUAUGCAUCCUGGGGAAGACGGAUAUAUGUUUGGACCUCUGGAAAAAUAAAUCCAUUUUAUGUUUGGUGUAUAAAGUA